AUGCGCUACAUUUCCAUUGCAGUGUUGCCGCUGCUGCUGCUGUGGAUGCUUCAGACGGCAACCGGGGUAGCUGCAGGGUACGACGACCGUAGCGUUGCGAAGGGUAGUCGGGAGGAGCAAAUUGUGUUCUGGGAGCAGGAGAUCGACAGGCUGCGCAGCGGAGAAAUGGCCAAGGCGUACCAGGCCCUGUAUUCGAGCCAGCUCGCCCUAAAGGAGGCGAAACAGCGGGGUGGAUGGCUCUUCACGAGUGCAGAUGACAAGGCCCGCAUUAAAAUGUUGGAUGCGGAGUACGAGAAAAAUAUGGCGGCGUUAACUGCGCUGAAGCGGGAGGAAGAGGGGAUGCUGGCCAAGGUGAAGCCACUCUACGGCAUUAUCUCACGGCGGUUUGCGCAAGAGCAACGCCAUGCCAUACUGGACGCCGUGAAGGAUGUGCAACAGAUGAGCUACGUCCAAGCGUGGUACAACUCUCUCCUUGACCUUGGUGAAGCAGGGACGCUCACGGAUGUUAUUGUUGGAUUCUUUUGGCAGUGGCUUGUUGGUUACGUUUUCUUCUAUCAUUUUGCAGCCAUUUACUACGCCCUUUGGACGGCGCCGUGGAACAUCUACGCCUACUCCUCUGGACCAUCAGAUGUGCUCGUGGGCAUUGUUGCGUGGUGCGUGUGCGUCACCAUUAUGCUGCUCCCUGUGCUGGCGCUUGUGGCAGGAUUUUUUUACAUUCGGCGAUACUACGGCGAUCGUGUGGCGGAGGCGUUGAACAGGGCCAGGCAGCGUGAGCGAGGAAGGUACUGA
Trypanosoma rangeli is the source of this 789-nucleotide messenger RNA. RefSeq lists its product as uncharacterized. The coding region runs from base 1 to 789 and encodes 262 amino acids. The record is from RefSeq and is a predicted model, not a curated record. Lineage: Eukaryota; Euglenozoa; Kinetoplastea; Trypanosomatida; Trypanosomatidae. The transcript has a single exon.